This is a messenger RNA of Syzygium oleosum, 2094 nucleotides long. RefSeq names its product fasciclin-like arabinogalactan protein 19. The coding region runs from base 13 to 1185 and encodes 390 amino acids. The record is from RefSeq and is a predicted model, not a curated record. NCBI's taxonomy places the organism in Eukaryota, Viridiplantae, Streptophyta, Magnoliopsida, Myrtales, Myrtaceae. The transcript is spliced from 2 exons.
CCCGCCAGACAUAUGCAAAGAAGCUCCGGAUCCACUAAAAAAACCGAACGAACCGACCCAACAACGGCCAACACAACUGAAUCAAGUCGGGUCGAACCGAAUCCAAGCCAAUCAAAUCGAAUCGCCUUCCUUCCAUCUUCGAUUCGAACUCUCCCCAAGAAAAAGAGCUUCGAGAAAAACAUGGCGGCGCCGCCCGCCACCGCCGCCCUCGCCCUCCUCCUCGUCGGAACGCUCGCCCUCGCGCUCCUCGGCCUCCCCGACGGCGCCGCCUCCGUCCCCGUCGAGGAGCUCGACGCCGCGCUCGCCGCCCUCCGCUCCCGCGGCUACCGCCUCGCCGCCAACGCCGCCGCCGCCUCCGACCUCCGCUUCGACCUCCUCUCCGCCGCCUCCGCCACCAUCUUCGCCCCGGUCGACUCCGCCCUCUUCGCCCUCGGCAUGGCCCUCCCCGCCCCGGCCUAUCUCUCCGUCCUCCGCUCCCACGCCGUCCCCCGCCGCCUCUCCGCCGCCGACCUCCGCCGCGUCCGCUCCUCCGCCGCCGCCAUGGUGGUCCCGACCCUCCUCCCCUCGCGGUCUCUCCGCGUGACCGUGGGCCAGCAUUCCGACGCGAUCGCCGUGGAUGGCGUCGAGCUGGCGGUGCUCGGGGUUUUCUAUGGCCGCGACGUGGCGGUGCACGGGCUCCGCGGCGCUCUUAGCAUCCAAUCUCAGUUUGGAGCCAUGGACGGCGGUGCUCCUCAGCCGGUGCUUCGCCGGAUCCCCAGUUCGAUCUUUUUCCGCGUCCCCGAGGUUGCUUCGCCGGCCAGCCACGUGAAUGAUCGUUCCAGUCAGCGCCCUGCCAACCUCACUGAUUCCUCGCCUCCGGAAUCGCAAGAUCGCUAUUCGCCCUCGCCGGAGUUUCCGCCAUACGCAGCGCCGGAGAUUCAACCCUUGUCGGCACCUUUGCCCGCCCCGGCGGAGAUUAGUUCCGUUGCUCUAAUGGGUGAGGGCGGCGACGACGGUGACAGGAGAGGAAGAUAUGGGCUUCCAGGCGAUCCGGCGCCGACAAUGACGCCACUGUUCAACGGCGGGGGCAAACGAGAGGGUUCACUCGAGAUAUCCGAGCCUUUCGACAAGGAAACCAUGUCCAUUGAGGAAGUCUUUGACGACGACGAUGACGAGUUUUGGGACGACGAUACCCUUUUGGCUUGACGGCUCGCCGGAUAAUGGGGGGUGCAUCACGCCGCCGGCGACGGGGAGAGAUGAGGGUGUCUCUCAGAUCUUCUCCUGUGAUGAUAUUCAUAACGACGGCCAGAGUCCUCUGGGUACAUUUGAUUAAUUCGCUUCAGCCGAUCUAAUAAAAGGAAGUUGUGGCGCUGAUCCGCGAGCGCCGGGCAGAGACAUUUUGGUUUCGAAUCGAAAAUGUAUGCGCGAUUGGCAAAGCUACUUCCCAGCCAACAUAGGAAAUAUCAAACGUCCAAGCAAAAUGCGAAAUGCAAAGCCACUCCAACGCCGUAUCGAUCGACCGGAAGAUUGUACGACUAAACAAGCUCGUGUUGCAACCGAAAAACAAAUGGCAGAGGAUUCGAAACCCGUCAAUCAGAUCCCUGCACGAGGAAUGGGGAAAGAAGGGGCGAAGGUCCGAAAGAUGUCGGCGUUGCUGGUAAGGGAAUGGCGGGCUGUCAGCUCAAUAAAAGAUGGAAGAGAGGAGGCAAUUGAACGCUCAGUACUGUGAGAAAGCAGGAAUGGCAACAUAAGAGGCUUGCCAGUGAAUUCACAUUAGGUUCAUAUACCGCCUGCACUUAAAAAACUAGCACUUUUCUUGUCAACUAUCAAGACAGACCCAGAAAUUGCGACGGGGUUGCAUCGUCCGAGAGAGUUUGUUCUUCAUGUAAAGCUUCAUCGUUGAGAGAGAAUGCUCGCAAAAAGGAUAACUUUGAUAUCAAAAGUACGAUGCCCAUUCACAUCGAGAUGCAACUGAUGGCUCCGGAAAAUAACUCCGAUCUCACACCGAUGAAAGUAUCGGUUUGAUCUAAAUCUCACAUAAGAUACACCAGGCAUAUUUCAUAUCCAGGGGGAACUUAGACAAAAUAAAGCAGCAAUACAAACACUAUGAAAAAA